Molecule: messenger RNA, 1093 nt
Organism: Bubalus bubalis (water buffalo)
Lineage: Eukaryota; Metazoa; Chordata; Mammalia; Artiodactyla; Bovidae
Gene: MCEE
Product: methylmalonyl-CoA epimerase
Exons: 4
Coding region: 16-816 (266 amino acids)
Biological process (GO): L-methylmalonyl-CoA metabolic process
Cellular component (GO): mitochondrion
Molecular function (GO): methylmalonyl-CoA epimerase activity
Source: RefSeq, a predicted model, not a curated record
CUCGCACCGCCCCUAAUGCGAGUGUCCAGCCCCCUGCCGCACAGUCGCCCCUCCCACGGAACUGCAAGUCUGGAAUUAGCAGAUGCUUCCCAAGAUGGCACGAGUGCUGAAGGUGGCGGCCGCGAGCGCCGCAGCACAAUUGAAUUUCAUGGUGAUACACUGAGUCCAAAGAACUGGAGUCUCCAAGGAGAACACGAGCACCAGUUGGGACAGUGUGUGGAGAAGACACAGAGCAAGAUGACGUCAGUAGUGGAUGUCUGUCCCCCACAGCCAGCAGAAAGACAUCAGUUCUCAAAAGAGGGAUGUCAACGGCAGUUCAAUUUUUCAGGGCUUUUCCCCAGACUUCGGACUCCAGUUUCAACAGUAAGAACUUCCACGUCGCUGUCUUCACAUCCAGGGGCUGGCCCUGUAUGGAACCUGGGUCGACUCAACCAUGUUGCAGUUGCAGUGCCAGACUUGGAAAAGGCCAGAGCAUUUUAUAAAAAUGUUCUGGGGGCCGAGGUGGGUGAGCCGGUCCCUCUUCCAGAGCAUGGAGUGUCCGUGGUUUUUGUCAACCUGGGAAACACCAAGAUGGAGCUGCUGCACCCACUGGGAAGUGACAGUCCAAUUGCAGGAUUCCUAAAGAAAAACAAGGCUGGAGGGAUGCACCAUGUCUGCAUUGAGGUGGAUAAUAUAAAUGUGGCUGUGAUGGAUUUGAAAGAAAAGAAGAUUCGUGUUUUAAGUGAAGAGGCCAAAAUAGGAGCACAUGGAAAACCAGUGAUCUUUCUGCAUCCCAGUGACUGUGGUGGAGUCCUUGUGGAAUUGGAGCAAGCCUGAUGGAUAAUCCACAAGAACCUGAUCACCCUGAAAAAGCCUUAUCACAGGGUGCUUCAACAUCGAGUCUUUCACUGCUUCUGUCACUUAGAAGUCAGAACUAAGUUACGGAAAGAGAUUUUUUAAAUUAUAUGUGUGUAUAUACAUGGAUACACACACAAAAUAUUUGCUGAUUAUGUUGGAUUCUUUUUUCUUGAUUUGGAGAAAACUUUGACUACUGAAUACUUCUGGAAUAUUAUUAAAGUCAUAUUCAUAGAAAUAAAUUAUUCCUUUUCUGAAA